Penicillium cinerascens is the source of this 456-nucleotide messenger RNA. RefSeq lists its product as uncharacterized. The record is from RefSeq and is a predicted model, not a curated record. Lineage: Eukaryota; Fungi; Ascomycota; Eurotiomycetes; Eurotiales; Aspergillaceae. Bases 1 to 456 code for a protein of 151 amino acids. The transcript is spliced from 3 exons.
AUGGAGUCGACGGAUAACCAAAACCAUGCGGCGCUUCAGCCCCUUGCUCCUGAUGCGGUUCAAGAAACCAGUCCCGAGCCUGUCAAGUCUCCUGUCAAGUCUCCUGUCAAUGCCGAAUUCCCUCUUGUCGCUCUCCUCACGCAGGGACUAGAAGAAUGUGACUGGGAGCAGCUGCAGAAGAAAUAUGCGGAUGCCAUGGACGAGCACAGCCGCGUUGAAGAGGAUCUUCGUAUUGAGACUGCAAAACUGCUCGAGAUAUUUACAGCGUGGUCUCAGACUACUGUGUUACAGGAUGAACAACGGGCUCUGAAACGGCAUGAACCCCCCCGAGGCAGGUCGCUCAAGAGCAACGCUUCUAACGCUGUGCAGGUUCAAGACACAGAUGCAGCAUACACCGAGGUCGUAAAAGCAUUCCAGAGCGCUCUGGCCUUGCUAAAUGAACAGCUGAAAACCUGA